Messenger RNA from Micromonas commoda, 948 nucleotides. RefSeq lists its product with no specific name. The record is from RefSeq and is a predicted model, not a curated record. Bases 1 to 948 code for a protein of 315 amino acids. The transcript has a single exon. Gene Ontology annotation, molecular function: acyltransferase activity, transferring groups other than amino-acyl groups. Lineage: Eukaryota; Viridiplantae; Chlorophyta; Mamiellophyceae; Mamiellales; Mamiellaceae.
AUGUCCGCGUCCGCCGCGCCGUGCCCCGCGCGCGUGCCGCUCGCGCGCCGCGCAUCGCGGGCGAGCGCGUCCCCGACCCGCGCCGUCGCCCGCCGAAGGGUCGACCGCGCCAUCCGCCCCAUCAUCCUCCAACCGUCGGGACGCAACCCGGCGACCGGCGCCUCGACCGACGCGCAGUCUCCGUCCACGCACGACGGCGACGAAGACCCGCCCCCGGCUCGAGUCGCCACCCCCGCGGACUUCUUCGACGUCCGCGCCGCGACGGACACGGACGCCGCCGACGUCAUCGCGUGCGCGCGCGCGGCGGGCGUCGAGUGGAGCGACGCGCAGAUCGCGGAGGAGAUUCACAAGGGCAACUUCGUGCUGGCGACGCGCAAGGGACGGGGUGGAACAAGCGAACCCCCGUCGCCGCUCGUCGUGGGCGUGUGCUGCGCGUGGGUCGUCGCGGGGGAGGUUCAGAUCCUCGAGGUGGCGACGCAUCCCUCCGCCAGGCGCGAGGGCGUCGGCGGGCUCGUCGUCCGCGCGGCGUGCGAUCGGUGCACGGGGGGCGACGCUUUCUUGGAAGUUCGCGCGUCAAACGCCGCGGCGUUGGGUCUGUACGCAAAGCUCGGGUUUAAAGAGGAGGGAAGAAGGCGAGGGUACUACAACGACGGUGAGGACGCGGUGUUGAUGCGUUUGACGCCCCGGGCGGUGUCCGCGCGGGAACUCACGCGUUUAAUGGCUGGGCUCACGAGGGAAGAGGCGCGACGGCCCGCGCCAAAGACGCGCGAGGAGAAGCAGCGGGGGGAGACGAUGCACCCGCAGGAUUACCCGCGAGACAGGCCCGCGUUCAGGAGGGACGGGGGGGGCGGGGCUGGCGGCGGCGGCGGCGGCGGGGGAGUGGGGGGAGUUGGGGGAGGGGGCGGGGGGUUCAAGAUGAGGAAUCGCAUACGGGGCCGCGGCGGGUAG